Molecule: messenger RNA, 2599 nt
Organism: Cuscuta europaea
Lineage: Eukaryota; Viridiplantae; Streptophyta; Magnoliopsida; Solanales; Convolvulaceae
Source: the annotation of a GenBank genome assembly
GUAGAAUAGAGGCAGCGCAGAACUUGAGAUUUGGGCUGGGAGUUUGGGAGAGAUAGGUUGCUCUAACUGGAACGCAACUGCACAAAGGUGCGAUCGAUAGCAGACAAGUUGGAUGGGGGAUGGCCGAGCUGCGCCUUAUCGCGAUGAACCAGAAUCAUAGGAAAUCCACUGGAAGGUCGCGAACUAACAGGCGACGAACUCCAGCUGCUAGCGAGAAGUCUUCGCACUCUCGAGGUAAUCCACAUAGUCCGCCGGUCUCUUCUAAGUCGCUAGGGGCGUCUCACAGGCCCAGUACGCAGUCGCCAGCAUCUUCUUCUUGUUCGCCAGACUCUUCGCCGUCAGUAGCCGCUCCUCACCUGUCAUCAACGACCAGUUCGCAAUUGUCGUCUCUGGCCGCAUGUCACAGUUCGUCGACGCUAGCCGUUUCUCACCAUGCGGACGCUAGCGGUUUCUCACCAUGCGCAAGCUUCAUCAGUUUUCAGAACCCUAGACCAAGCUGAAUUCGAAAAUGGAUCACCAGGAACUUCAUAACCGACAAUGAACAUUGAGUUGAGGUUGUCAGAACCGAAAGCUCAGGAGGAGGAGGUCACAAGCGCAGAUAAGUCAAAAAGGACAGGUGAUAAGAUUUAUCUUUCGACUCUAGUGAAAGCCGUGCCAAAAUCUGUUGAUUCAUCUGAACCAGAUAAAAAACUAGAUCAGGUCAUUUAUAGUAUCAAACUUCCUGGACCUUCUUUAUUGGGUGAAGGCAUGGCAAGACAGUUUAUUUUUGUAGGGAGAGCAUGAAACAAUUAGAAGGUUGUUUGUAGGAGUGUUUGUGUGUGCUGAAACAGACUACUUAUCAUUUUCUUGGAGGGAGAGGUGUGUUGCUUAUGCUGAAAGUCAGGACCAAGCUCAGGUGGGUGACUGUGUUAUAAUACUCCUGGAUGCCUUGGCAAAAUCAUUGGUGCUGGAUGAUCCACAGAUAAUUUCAUUUGAAUAAUUAGUUUUCAAUUGGGAUGAUGAACUUCUUGAUAGGAGUGAUGAAAGAAAAAUUCAGGCAAUAAAGAAGUUUAGUGCUGUUAUCAAAUUUAAGAAUCAUGAAAAUGUUUUUGGACCUAUUUCAGAUCACUGGUUGAGUAGAAUCAGUGUGGAUCUGGACUCUACUAUUCAAGCUGCUGGAAUUGAUGUCUCCAAGAGGGAACAACCCAUGAAUUUAUCUUUAAAUCCCAAAAGGGUUAAAGGAAGGGAAGCUGAAGUAAAUGUUCAACCUUGUACAGUUAAAGAGAAAGGUGAAGCUAACAAAAAGGAAGGGAAAUCUAGCAUGCUUAAUGCUUUCUUUAGGCUUGUGGAACUGGAAAGAGGGAGGAUCAGUAUUGAUGAUGGUGAUGUUUCAAAGUUAGGAUUGAUGGACUUCCAUAAGGUUGUUGGUAUUAUACUACAGUUGCUUAUUCUGUCUCACGCAAUGUUGGAUUCAUCCUUGAUCCUUUCAUUGAACACAAUGGUGCUGAUCUGUGGGUGGCUUUAGAGAGGGCACAUAUCAAAGAAAUGAUCAGGAUGAGCUCUUUGGGUCUGGAUACUGAGGAUUUUCUUCAAGAUAAAGUUCUGUAUGAUCUUUUAAGUGAGAAGCAUAAUUCAAGGGAGGGGUUGAAGGCUGAAGGACAUGCAAUACUAAGGGCGGCCAAGGGCCUUCAACCUAUGGGACUGACAGUGAAACUAGCUCCAGGAGUUUUGAUUGUCAUGCUCAACUGUUUGGCUGGACAGUCAGAUUUUCAAAUCUUUGCAAUGGAUAAUGUUUCAGCAUUGGUUGAUCAUUCCAACAAUAAACAGUACUUUGAGAUCAUAAUUCAGGAUUUCAUACAAAACUGUUAACUUCAAGGUGUUCUAUUCCUUGGAGAUGUAGAUUGUUAUGGUCGGAGUACUACCCGAGAUUCUGUGCAUGCAGCUAUUGGUCAGAUGGUGGGUGAUGGUGGUUUGUUAUUAUUAAAGAUGCUUACUGAUGAGUUGGGUGAAGAAGGAUUAUGCAUAUGGAGUUGGCCUGGUGGCAGUGUGCCAAGUUCUUUCUUACCUUCCUUGGUUGCUGAUGUGAAGACUGAGACUUACAGUCCUGAAGCUGACUUUGUAUUCUCAAUUGGAGAUUCUGUAAGAGAUCAGACAAGGGGCAGUGAAGGAGAUAACAACCUUGGCCAAAAGGAUUACUAUGUUGACAAAGAGAUUGAGUGGAUACCAAAAUGAAGAAAACUAUCCAAGCUGAAGUACUCGGAAGGUAGAGGAGCAAGGAUAAAGCGUACUGGCAUGGUUGUUUCUUACUCAGUUACUCCCCACCUUGAGGGCAAGGUGGUUGUGAAAGGGGAGUAGUGAUAGAGACCUAGACACUACUAGUAAUAAGAAUAAUAUUAGUCUUUUUAUAUUGUAGAAUAAAAGGGGUUUAGGCCCUGAAUUUAAUAGCAUUGGGCUAGCCCAAAUGGAAAAGAAUAAAUAGGAGUUGGGAGAGUAGAAUAGAGGCAGGCAGACCUUGAGACUUGGGCUGGGAGUUUGGAUGAGAUAGGCUGCUCUAACUGCCCAACGGUGUACCGUUUCAGUUUUGUUCUUCUUUCACGUCUUAAUAAACAUCAAUUUCCCU